AUGGCCAACCCAGACUAUAGAGAGAGAAUCAACUUCAACAUCACUACUGGAUCACUAGAGAUGAAGAGUCUCACUCUGAAUGAUAGUGGGUCUUAUCAGAUAAACAUUAAAACCUCAGGAGAAUCUGCAGUCCAACAUGUCAGCCUCGAAGUGUUGGCACAAGUGUCUCAUGUCAUAAUACAAGCCAAUGCCACUGAGCUAGUGGAGUUCAAUGACUCUGUCAGCCUGACAUGCUCCGCCUCUGGUUCCUCUCCCACAUUCCAUUGGCUCAACGGCAGCUCUGACAUCAUAGUCAGUGAACGAGUUCAUCUGAGUGCUGACAAUCGCACUCUCACCAUUAGUCCUGUUUUGAGAUCAGAUCAGGAGCCAAUAUACUGCAGUGUGACCAAUAUCGUCAGUAAUACCACC
This is a messenger RNA of Paramormyrops kingsleyae, 408 nucleotides long. Lineage: Eukaryota; Metazoa; Chordata; Actinopteri; Osteoglossiformes; Mormyridae. The record is from RefSeq and is a predicted model, not a curated record.